Guillardia theta CCMP2712 is the source of this 495-nucleotide messenger RNA. RefSeq lists its product as hypothetical. NCBI's taxonomy places the organism in Eukaryota, Cryptophyceae, Pyrenomonadales, Geminigeraceae. Gene Ontology annotation, molecular function: protein binding. The transcript has 4 exons. The annotation marks the transcript as partial. The record is from RefSeq and is a predicted model, not a curated record.
UCUGCCGUGCACUUCGCGGCCUACAGGGGAUACAACAGAACACUGUCCCUGCUUCUCAAGUUUGUAGAAGACGUCGAUGCAAGGGAUGAGCAACAGGGAACCUCGUUGCACAAGGCUGUGAUGAACGGUCAUACCAGCGUCGUCAAACUUCUACUGGAGGCAGGAGCUGAUGUCAACGCCGUGGAUGCUUCCGACUGCUCUGCCCUGCACUUCGCCGCCUCCAGGGGAAACGAGCAACCUGCUGACCUGCCGGCAGGGUCCGGGGCCGAUGCCAACGGGAGGGAUUACUUCGGCAACUCUGCCCUGCACUUUGCAGCGAGGAAGGGGCAAGGGCACAUCCUAGAGCUGCUGAUAAGGGCAGGAAGCGACCCGAUGUCCAAGGAUGCUGCGGGAUGGUCUCCAAUGCACUGGGCGCACUCAGGGGGCCACAAGGAGGUUGUUUCCACCCUGUCUGCCCUCGGCUGCAGGCAACUAGGAGGAGAUCGGGGAGAGUUU